Messenger RNA from Macrosiphum euphorbiae (potato aphid), 1986 nucleotides. NCBI's taxonomy places the organism in Eukaryota, Metazoa, Arthropoda, Insecta, Hemiptera, Aphididae. The record is from the annotation of a GenBank genome assembly.
AUGCAGCAGCAGAAGCAGCAGAAGCAGCAGCAGCAGCAGCAGCAGUGGCAGCGGCAGUGGCAAUGGUACAGGCGAUGCUGUAGAGGAGAUGACUGGUCGGAUUGGUGUCAAGGAAUGGUGGUGGACGAGAAAGGGUGGACAGCGGUAGCAGGGGGUGGGAGCCGUUUUAAUGAAUCUCGAGGAAAAAGACCAUUUAAAAUAUGGGAUGGUUUUAGAAACAUAAGAAAAAGCUUGUUGGCCUCUAGCUUAAAAGACUUAGAAAUACGUGGCAAAGAGAAACUGAAUAUCGCGCCGAAUGAGCCCGUUAGAUUGGUACUCGAAACUGACGGUACACAAAUCGAAGAUCCCGAAUACUUCAAAACACUGCCAAACAACACUACUGUGUUAUUGCUCAGGAAUGACGAGUACUGGUACCCAGCUGAAGUUGACGCCAUUAAGACAGCGAUUGCCGCAAUACCGAAAAUCGUCUGCGAAACGAUCCAUGCACUGGAGUUGCAAGACGAGACGCCUUCGUGGAAAAUAAUGGACAACAAAGGCCGGGUGACCGUUGUGUUGCACUGGGACCAACGCAACCAGACCUACCGCAGUUCUAGUAACACCGGUGGCGGAGGCGGGGGUGGUGGUAUGGACACGUCGCCGUCCAAGAAGACGACGGCACACCAACAGAACGGUGUCGGCGGUCUGCUGAUGGUGAACAACGGUUUGCAGAAGAGGGAACCCAACCAAGUGUUGCAGCAACAGCAAUUGCAGUCCACGCCGACCGUCUAUCGGCACGGUUCUGCACCUCAGAUUACGGUCAUCCACCACGAUGCCAUACCACAGUCCAUGAACGAUGGUUCGAGUCAGCACUACCAGCAGCAGCCACCGCCGCAGGUCCGACGGCUAUCCAAGCAGGGCAGCAGUUCCAUGGACGCGGCGGCAAUCCACGUGCACACAUCCGAGUGCUCGCACUUCAUACCACCGCCGCCGUCGCACCACUCAAUGGCCAACGGCGGCGUCGGCUCUCCACGGGCAGGCAGUCCGGCCCGCGGACCGUCCCUCGUCGACGGGAUGCUUCCGCCGCCGCCACUGCACAGCAUGCCGAUGCAGCACCAGGCCACGGCCGACCAUCACGGGUUCGAGUGCGACUUCCACUGUUGCGCGCUGCAUGAAGAGGGCCGCCGGAUCGCCGUACACAAGUCGGUGGCCACGUCGCCGAUACAGGAGUGCCACCACGCGCCACCGCCGCCGCUGCAGACGCAACAGCAACCGAUUCUGCAGCAACAGACGCAGCCGCUGCAACCGCCGCCGUCCACCGGCCAGCCCGUGUCGUCCUCGCUGUCGGACGGAACGCGCCGCGCGUCGCCCAAGGGCCACGUCCGGUUCCUGGACCCGGCCGGAUCGCCACCGAUGCCGCCUCCGCCGUUGCUGCCGCCGUCGCCUCCCGCGUCACCAGCGCGCCGGCAGCAACCGCCACCGCCACUGCAGUCUCUGCCUCCGCCACUGCAGCUGCAGCACCGGUCCGACAGCUCUGAUUCCGAGACGGAGACCACCGUCAUCGAAGACGACUCGAUGACCAGCGAGAAGUUUCUGUUGCUUAUUGACCAGCUGGUCGACAAACAGGACAGGCACCUGACAGUCAAGGACAUCGGCAUCAUACUGGAACGGCUCAAUUCGAAAAUCGUGGACGUCGAGCGGCUCGACCGUGAUUACGAGGCCACUGACUGCUACAACUGGACCAUCAAGGCGACCAUCAGGGGUGACGUGCUCCAGGAGUACGGCAUCAUAUACAACGGCAACUACUAUGGCAUAUCCGAACACCCGGGAUACCGACAGAACGACGAAGAGCUGCCCAACGAGGACGAUGAGGAAGUGCUAGACGAAGACGAUGAAGGUGACGACGGUGGCGGUGCUGGAGCAUCGGCCGCAGCCAGCGGUGGUGGAGCCACUAGAGAGGUUGAGAUCCGCUUGCACAGACGUCGUGCCGACGAAGAGGUUAACAUUUAA